Plasmodium gonderi is the source of this 2175-nucleotide messenger RNA. Its product is annotated as methionine aminopeptidase 1c. Lineage: Eukaryota; Apicomplexa; Aconoidasida; Haemosporida; Plasmodiidae. The coding region runs from base 1 to 2175 and encodes 724 amino acids. The transcript has a single exon. The record is from RefSeq and is a predicted model, not a curated record.
AUGAACGUUCAUAUUUUUGUGGUACUGAUUUGGUUGGGCUUGUGUUUAUGCAGAAAAAGGAAUAGUAUCAGUUGUAGCGUUGGUUAUGCAACUAGGGCCAAAGGAUGGUCAAAGCAGCUGAAUGCAUAUGUUUCAGUGGACAGAAAUUUCGAGAGGUACUGGGAAGGAUAUCGCGUGAAAAAUCGGGUGAAAAAUUGCGUGAAAAAUGGCGCGAAAAAUUGUGUGAAAAAUAGCGCGAAAAAUUGUGUGAAAAAUAGCGCGAAAAAUUGCGUGAAAAAUUGCUUGAAAAAUCGUCCCACUCGCGAAAAUCGCCUGAACAGCGCAAGUGAAGGCUUCUCCAAUACAGUUCACCACAAUGUGAAGAAAAACACAAAGAACUACACAGAAGACAGCCCCCCUGCGACCUAUCAUAGGUACAUUGAAAACUUAAAAACGAGAAAAAUUAUACAUCCAAGUAUUAGAAUAACGGAAUUUGAUAAAAAAUUUAUAAAGUGCAAAGAAAGUUACAAUAAAUUAUACUCUCACUUGAAGAAUAGCGAACUGUUCGAAAAUUUUCAAUAUGUGGGAAGACAAAAAAAAGGUAUUUUAUCUCCCAAAUAUUAUUUACCAAAGUACAUUGAUAGGCCCAAUUAUUAUCGGACUGGCACACCUCUUCAUAUUCCAUAUGAGGAAGUAAAUGACAUGAUGUCUUCUUGUAUAGGAGAAGCUGUUAAUAGUUGCAAAAAUUCUGAACAAGAAGAAGAAGCAGAAUCGAUUCGUCAAUAUCAAAGCAAGGAGGAAUAUGAACCAUCAAGCGAUGACAUACAUUCCGAAUCAUCGAAUACCUUAGGGAGAGAACGAUAUAAGUAUACAAAUAUUAAAAGCGAGGAAGACAUUGAAAUUAUCAGGAGUAACUGCCAAUUUGCACGUGAACUAAUGGACGAUGUAUCAUACAUCAUUUGUGAAGGGAUAACAACAAACGACAUAGACAUAUACAUUCUGAACAAAUGUGUAAAUAAUGGAUACUAUCCAUCACCUUUGAAUUAUCAUUUAUUUCCAAAAAGUUCAUGUAUAUCGAUAAAUGAAAUUCUAUGUCAUGGAAUUCCUGAUAACAAUGUCUUAUAUGAAAAUGACAUUGUAAAAGUAGACAUAAGUGUUUUUAAAGAUGGUUUUCAUGCUGAUAUGUGUGAAAGUUUUCUUGUACCAAAAUUAACAAAAAAUGAAAAAAAAAAAAGAAAAAGAUAUUAUGAUUUUAUAUAUUUAAAUGAUAAAUUCAAAACAAGAUACACGAAAUUUAUUUUGAAAUAUAAUUAUGACCUCAUUAAAAAUAAAGUUGUAAAAAAAGGAAAAAGUUGUUCAAUAAGAAGAAUUAAAUAUGAUCCUCCAAAUUCCAAAAAUAAACAAAGUGAACAUUAUAAUAAUCAGUAUGAUGAUAACACAAAUUCUGUUUACAAAAAUUAUAAUUAUGACAAUACCUAUGAUUAUGUCACAAAACAAGGUAAUUUUUUAUCACCGUAUGAUGAUCAAACGGAGGAUAAAAAAUAUUUUUGUGACCUCGAAAAUUUUCACAAACAAUAUGAUGAAAAUGUUAUAUAUAAUAAUUCCCAAAAAAAUCAAACAUACUAUGAUAUUCAAAAAUAUAUAUAUAAUAACAUAAGAGGAAAAGAAAAAAAUCAAAAACGUUUCGAAUUCUUCGACAAAACUAAGAUGGAUAUAAAUGAUUUAAAAGAGUACAUGCGUGAAAAAAAUAUAAAUUUAAUGAAAACUGCUUAUGAAUGUACAAUGGAGGCUAUUCAAGUAUGCAAACCUGGGGUUCCCUUCAGUGCCAUAGGUGAUGCGAUUGAUAGUUGUUUGAAGAGGAAAAAUAAUGCCUAUACAAAUUAUGCUGUUGUUCCACAUUUAUGUGGACAUAAUAUUGGAAAAAAUUUUCAUGAAGAACCUUUUAUAAUGCACACAUUAAAUCACGACCAUAGAAAGAUGUGCGAAAAUCUAGUCUUCACAAUAGAACCUAUUAUAUCCGAACGCCCUUGUGACUUUAUCAUGUGGCCUGAUAAUUGGACUAUGUCAAAUUCGAGGUAUUACUAUUCUGCUCAGUUUGAACAUACCAUUGUUAUAAGGAAACACGGGGCCGAAAUUCUCACGUGCAAAAACGACAAGUCUCCAAAGUUUAUAUGGGAAAAUGGUGCCACGCCCUAG